This is a messenger RNA of Planococcus citri (citrus mealybug), 402 nucleotides long. RefSeq names its product anaphase-promoting complex subunit 13. Bases 153 to 389 code for a protein of 78 amino acids. The transcript has a single exon. The record is from RefSeq and is a predicted model, not a curated record. Gene Ontology annotation, cellular component: anaphase-promoting complex. Lineage: Eukaryota; Metazoa; Arthropoda; Insecta; Hemiptera; Pseudococcidae. Gene Ontology annotation, biological process: protein K11-linked ubiquitination.
AAUUGAUAAAAAGUGGAGGAUGAUUUUUCAUUUACGUAAACGUUUUUCGGUAUUUCAAAUUCAAAUUUCGAUUCAAUUUUUGAGUAAUUAGGUUUCAUUUUCAAAUUUAUUGCUAUUUUUGAUCAUACAUACAAGAUCUCCAUUUCAUUCUGAUGGAUAGUAUUCCUAUGGUAAAUGGUCAACUAUUGGAAAUCAUAGAUGAUGCUUGGAGGUCCGAAAAGCUUCCAAACGAAGAUAUUAGUGUACCUUUGAACGAGCUUCCAGAUCCAGAAGCUGAUACAGGAGAUAACCAUCUCACUAUAAACCAACAAGAAAACCGUUGGACCGAUCUAGCUCUCUCAUCUUUGAUCGCAGUGGAUGAACAACGUACAACCAGACCCAAUAAUUAAUAAACAACUAUUU